Molecule: messenger RNA, 345 nt
Organism: Aspergillus calidoustus
Lineage: Eukaryota; Fungi; Ascomycota; Eurotiomycetes; Eurotiales; Aspergillaceae
Source: the annotation of a GenBank genome assembly
AUGUCCCGACUCACCCUAUCCUCUCUAGUCCUCCUCCUAUCGGCACCCCUGACCCUCGCUUGGGAAUCAACAUUCGACUACAUCGUCGUGGGAGGCGGCACCGCCGGCGCAACCCUCGCAGCGCGCCUCGCACAGGGCUCACAAUCCGUCGCGCUCAUCGAAGCAGGAACGCACUACGAAUCCAGCUGGGCACUCGCUGCGAUCCCGGGCGCCGAUGUCCUCCCCGUGGGCUCUGAUCCGAGCACACAACUCGAUGCGGAUUGGGGGUUUGUGACGACGCCGCAGACACAUGCUGCUGGGAGGGAGGUUCACUUUGCGAGGGGGAAGGGGUUGGGUGGGUCGUGA